UUAAACUGUAUUCAUGAUGUGUUUUUUUUUGUCUGUGGGAUUCAGCUUCAAACAAAGGAAGUUGAGAAUGAAUCACUUGAGACUCGGUUGAAUGUGCUGGAACAAAACACAGUGCCAUCUCUGAGAAAAGCCCUUAAGGAAAUUGCAAUGGAGAAAGAUGCUGCUGUUGUUUUACGAGAGGAUCUCUCAGCUCAAGUUAGGACUCUUAAGAGACGUGUUAAAGAGGCAGAGGAGGAACAAUAUCGAGCUGAGGAAGAUGCGGCAUCUCUGAGAGCAGAGCUUAACUCGAUACAACAGCAAGCAAUGGGUACUUCGUUUACUGGCCUGUCGCCAAUGGGAGUUUCCUCAGACCAACUACCAAUAUUAGAAAAGGAGAUGGCUAACCUAAAACUAGAAUUACAGAAAGAAUCAGUGUUAAGGCAGCAAGAACAACAGCGUUUAGCUGAAGAACAAACUCGAGUAGCUUCUUUAAUGUCUGAAAAGCAGGAACUGGAACAGAAGAUUUCAGUUUUAUCUAGCAGGGCCUCAGAAGUAUCAGAGUCUGGUCAAAAGGCAUUGUCAGUGGAAGAUAAAGAAAAACUCGAGAAGCAGUUGCAUGAUAUGGCUGUUGCACUUGAAAGAUUAGAGAGUAGUAGGCAAAAACUUCUCAUGGAGAUUGACAACCAAUCAUCUGAAAUAGAGAGGCUUUUUGAGGAGAACUCGAACCUCUCGGCUUCAUAUCAAGAAUCAAUCAACGUAUCAAAUCAGUGGGAGAAUCAAGUAAGCGUCUCACAUUUAUUUUUGCUUUAGAAAC
Arabidopsis lyrata subsp. lyrata is the source of this 793-nucleotide messenger RNA. Its product is annotated as rab GTPase-binding effector protein 1. The record is from RefSeq and is a predicted model, not a curated record. The transcript has 7 exons. Lineage: Eukaryota; Viridiplantae; Streptophyta; Magnoliopsida; Brassicales; Brassicaceae. The annotation marks the transcript as partial.